AUGAGUCUUGAACAGCUUAGCCGGUAUGCGCCAGAAAUACUUGAGCUCUUACCAGAAGAUAGAGAGAAAAGGCGUCAGGCUCGUGAUCAUCUUCAAAAAGGGUACAACUUUAGCAAAGAACAAGCAUUUGCGUUGGUACCUUCUCAAAGAACUGGUCGAACUAAAAAUCAAGUAGUCUCCAAAGAAGGAGUAUCGGAAGCAGAAGUGAAUAUAUGCUGUACUAAAAGCGCCUGCCAAGUAUCAGAUAUUAUCCCAGAAGGAGAAAUUAUUAAAGAAACGGCUCAGCGUAUUAUGCGGGAUAGCCUUGGUGAAAAAGAAGUAAAACUUAUAGCUAAAGCAUUAGCCGAGACAUCCCCUAAUCCGGUUGCCUGCACAUCUAGUCUCAGUAGGCUCCGAAAGGAAUUGCGGAAGCUUAAUGCCCCAAAGGCAAUAAUCGAAGCUACGAAGAUUCCAGGGAUAACCACUUUAUCAAAUAAAAUCCAAAAGGAGAAGAGUUUAUUAUGCGAAGAUGAAGGAAUUCAUUAUCCGGACAACUUCUCGUUAGAAUCGGUUAAGGAGAGAUUGGAUUCGUAUGAUGUAUCUAAUACACCCGACAAACAGGCCCUAGCUGAUGUAAUGAUUAUGCUUUGUAUCCGUCCAGCUGAAAUUAAAGAUUUGCGUAUAUCUAAUGGAGGUGUAACAGGAUAUGUAAAAAACCGAGAUCAACAGGAUAUUCCUCGAGUGUUUAGAUCACUUGAAAAGAAUGAGGAACGGGCAAAGCAAUUGCUUACAUGGAUUCAGGAAGCAAUAUCUUCCGGACAAUUAGGAGACCCAGGGACGACUAGAACUGGAAUCUUGAGUAGGUUUCUGAAAAAAGCUGAAUUUCUUCCUGAAACUGGUAAGCCCUUACUUCCUAGUUCCUUACGUAAUUUAGGAGCUGUAUUUGCGGUUGUAGCGAGUGGGGUUAGGAAUCUAUCGAAAGCUAAUACUAUUGCUAGUCAAGCACUUCGACAUAGUCCUAAAAAUAACACUGCGCCAUCGCAGAGGUAUACUAUAGUAAAUUACAGACCUCGUGGAAUGCCUUACGAUCAAGCAAACCAAUUCAUGUUAUUCGAUGAAAACUAA
Molecule: messenger RNA, 1104 nt
Organism: Rhizophagus irregularis DAOM 181602=DAOM 197198
Lineage: Eukaryota; Fungi; Glomeromycota; Glomeromycetes; Glomerales; Glomeraceae
Source: RefSeq, a predicted model, not a curated record